UAGGCUGCUUUGCUUUUGAGUACUCCUGUCAAAUAUACCGGAAGCAGAAUGCAGAGCGCGUCUUGACAACCCGCGCAACGUUGACAGCAUGGAUGCCAGCUCAAGUUUGCCGAGCCCUGCUCAGCUCGAGAAUGGGCUAACGCAGGAUCUUCUUACGCUUUUAGAUGAGCAAGCCGGGGACGCAAACGACUUAGACCUCCUGCGAAGUGAUUUGUUCUCAGGCGUGCUGUUCGGUGAGGGCGGCCAGUUGUUGCAAAGCGUUCCGUCUGUUAACAAUGGUAACAGCCUAGCAGCUGCUGCCACCACGUCGACCGACUGCACCGACAGCGCGGGGCAGCCUUCCUCCAGGCCAGCGGGGUCAAAGCGGGCUGCCCCCAGCAAGCGGGAGAGCAAGCACCGGAUCCGCGACAAUGAGAAGCUGCGGGAGCUGGAGGCCCUGGCGGCGGCCAAGCUGGAGCAGUUCCUCACACUGACGCGGCGGAACGCGGACCUCAAGCUACGAAACACGGUGCUGUCGGAGGCGCUGCUCAUUCGCGACGUGCAGCUGUCCACCAGCGCCGGCCGGCCGCUGUCAACGGGGCCGCUGCCGCCCGAGCUGCAGGGCGCCACCAGCAUGGCCGCCGUGGUGCGCAUAGCCGGCAGCAUGAAGAUCGUGUGCCUGCAGGAGCCGGCGCAGGACGUGGAGACCAUACGCGCCAUGGGCCGUCAGCAGCUGCUGGACCAGCACCGGGCCUUCCUGGCGGAGCUGUCGGCGCCGCUGCUGGCGUUCGAGGACAACCCGGCGGACGAGGCGGCGGCUGAGGCCAUUCGCGCGGUGCUGGCGCGGCUGAGCGCGCUGUACCGCACCGCCUCGGUGCUGUCGCCGGAGACCGUUGCCGUGAUGCUGCAGACCCACAUGGAGACGCGCGAGGUGGUGUCGGCGCCGGCGGGGCACUGGACGGCCGUGCUGCAGAAGCUGGACCUGUCGCCUCAGCAGGUGGCGGAGCUGGGCGCCAUGUGGGGGCUGUUCCGCGGCCUGAUGGACAAGAUCACGCAGGAGCGCCGCGACCUCAACGCCCGCCUGUCGCAGGGCCUGGCGCAGCAGGAGCAGAAGGAGGCGCAGCGCGCCGCCGCCAACGCGGCAGCCAGCGCAGCAGCCGCAGCCAGCGGCAGCGGCGGCGCCGCCGCUGCUGACGGCGGGCCGUUCCGGCGCCAGUCGUCGAGCAGUGGCGUCGGCGGCGGCGGCGGCGGCGCGGUGCUGCACCACCAACUGGAGGUGCCGCCGGAGGCCGAGGUGCUGCCCGCGCUGAGCCGCAACCUGCGCAAGGAGAGCGCCGCGCACCUGCUGCUGCGCGGCUUCAUGUUCGGCCGACUGCUGAGCAUCCUGCAGGCGGCGCGCGUGAUGGUGCACUCCUACCCCUGGUUCCCCAACGCCACGGCGCUCACAGCAGCGGCGGCGGGUGCCGAGUGAGCCGGGCGGGGGGGGGGGGCUGCCGGCGUGUGCAUGGCGCGUGGGUAUUCUUUAUCGUAUGGUGUCGUAAUGGGGUUGCGUGGGCUUGCGUGGGCUUGCGUGGGAUUGCGUGGGCUUGGUUGAGGUGAGGAGAAGUAGUGCUGAGACGGCGUGUUAUUGUUUUUGUGGAUGUUGAUUUUUGUGGUGCGGCGCGGGUGGCGAUGUCGGCGGCCCUGUGCGUGUGAAGACUGUCACUUGCAUUGAGCGUUUUACGUUGCUCGAAUGCGCGUGUCCUCGAUAUGUGAAACCCACCAAGCCGGAACUCCCAAUCUGUGUGCCGUGAGUGCCGGGCCUUGUAUCGUAUGACGGGAGAGGGUUCUGUCUACCGGUAUGAGCACGGGUGAUGUGAUGUGGGAUUGUGAAAUGAAUGAAUGAUUGAUUGAACGCUGCUGAAAGUGCGACACGCCUGGAGCCGCGUAGCGCCUGAUGCCCGUGGUUGCAGACACGCGUGCAAUGGCGCUGCACUACGGGGGGCUGCAACGAAUAACGAUGUAUGGGUCGCAGCGCACGGCCCCACACGCCAAAUGCGUACCGUAUCAGGCCAAGGCACUGGUUCCUAUAUCGCAGGCAGACUGCAGAUGUGCGUUGCUGGAGGGGCGGACAGCGGCCGAAGUCCUGGUGGCAUGAGCUGAGAGGAAGUGAGGAAGGCUGCCCUGGAAUGGUUCGCACACACGCUGCAUGGUCAUGUAAAUGGGCUGACACAUGCACACAUGCGCUCGCGUCGUCAGGGCCUUUGAAUGCCGUGUGCGCUGCGCUUAUGUGCGUUUUAAGGUCUUCCGGC
Molecule: messenger RNA, 2270 nt
Organism: Chlamydomonas reinhardtii
Lineage: Eukaryota; Viridiplantae; Chlorophyta; Chlorophyceae; Chlamydomonadales; Chlamydomonadaceae
Exons: 5
Coding region: 89-1450 (453 amino acids)
Source: RefSeq, a predicted model, not a curated record